Messenger RNA from Orussus abietinus, 3513 nucleotides. It is a transcript of the gene Non2, whose product is annotated as nucleolin 1. The transcript has 5 exons. NCBI's taxonomy places the organism in Eukaryota, Metazoa, Arthropoda, Insecta, Hymenoptera, Orussidae. Gene Ontology annotation, cellular component: nucleus. The record is from RefSeq and is a predicted model, not a curated record. Bases 55 to 834 code for a protein of 259 amino acids.
CCGCGGCCGGCAUCGGCUCAGUUGGCAGCAGAACGCACACCGAGCAGCACCACCAUGGCCGAUAUCUCCAAGGACGAGCUCCGCAAGGAAAUCGCCGCCAUCCUUAAGGAUGCCGACCUCACAACCAUGUCUGCCAAGAAAGUCAGGCAACAGAUUGAAGCGAAACUGGACAUAAACCUCUCAGAAAGGAAGAAGGAGGUGGACGACUUAGUCAUGGAAAGUCUGCAAGAAAAGCAGGACGGUGGCAAAAAGAAGAAGAAGGCUGCCAGCGAAGAGUCUGAAGACGGAGAGGAGGAGGAGGAGGAGGGUUCGGAAGAGGAGGAGGAAGAAGAGGAAAAGAAACCCGCCAAACGGAGUCCAGCCAAGAAGACAGCCACCAAGCGUAAAGGCUCGUCCGACGACGAAGAAAGCGCCAGCGACGACGACGCGAGCGAUGAGGAGUACAGCCCCAAAAAGGCGAAGCCCGCCCCCAAGAAAGGCAAGCCCAAUAAGAAGGGCAAAAAGAAGGGCAGCGACAGCGACAGUGACGAGGAGUGGGGAAAAAUUAAGAAGUCCGGAGGGUCCGGCAAAAAAGGUGCCGGCAAAGGUAAAGGUGGUGGUUACACGCGUGCCAUCCUCCUGUCGCCGGAACUCGCCUCCGUUGUUGGUGCGGAACGUAUGGCCCGACACGAGGUCGUCAAGAAGGUGUGGAGUAUCAUUAAGGAGAGGAAUCUCUACGAUCCCAAGAACAAGCAAUUCGCAAUCUGCGAUGACGAGCUGAUGAAGGUCAUCGGCGUGAAACGCUUCAGGACCUUCGGUAUGAUGAAGUACCUCAAGAACCACUUCGUAAACUAAGUCGUCCCCAGAGCCCCCCCGCAGAUCUCCGACAGAUAAUAAACACUGUAUAACAUGUUCCGCAUGGCAACGCGCAUCUUUCCAUCUCGUACACGUAGGCCCCAAACACGUACACAGAGACAUUACAUGAGCGCGCGUGACAUACACUAUGCAAUGACAUGAAUGAAAGCAUACACGUACAUAUAUAUACACACAUAUAUAUAUACAUAACAUACGUGCAACACAGCUCUCACGAGUUAAGACUUCAGCUACGUCUCUGUGCAAAUCGAGGCCUGGCAUUUCAUCGACUUCCAUUCUAAGUCUCCCAACUGGGAGACUCGUUUGCUCUGCGUGUAUCACCUUCCGCGGAGGCGUUCAAUUUCUUAAUUUAUGGGCAUUAUUACCGAAACUUGCGUAGCGGAACGGUAAACAUUUCUGCCGGGCAGGGAAGUUAAUAGAUGGCCGCGCGAUUUUGCGAGACGAAGGAGAAAUUGCGAGAAAAUUGUGAGAAACCAUUCCUUGAGGAGCCUCGACCGGGCGAGCAGGCUCUGCCGAAGACUCUCGUCGGGCCUCGAUUUGCGUGGAUGCAGAUUACGUUGGCCAAUAGUCAGUAAGCCGUUUUUACGUUGUCAAAUUAUUCCGAGGUGUGUAACCCAAUACCGUCUUAUCGUUUUGAGCCGCGACGGUCUCUACGGACUUCUGUAAUUUACCCAACGAUUGGCUUUUAUUAACGUGUAAUGGCGACUCUCUGUGCGGCGAUGAUGCUCGUGGAAAGGUGCCCCUUGUCGAGGUACACCGACCCUACUAAUACGCGGGGACGUGCUGUCGGAUUGGUCGUCUCUUUGUACAUUUGACGCCGGGAUUCCUUGGGCGAGAGGGAACUUCGAUUUUUAAUCAUUGACCUUAAGGAUGUUCAAGCCUGUGAGGUCACCGAUCGGGCCCCCCCGACGUGCGACACGACACAAUUCUUAUGGUUGGCUUAGUUUACAAGGAUCACUUGGUAUGCGUACUGAAGCUGUUUCAUUAAAUUCAAUGUGCAAACGGUGUACCAAGAUGGGGCGUUACGCGCUUCUCGAGCGCACUGUAUCGAGUCGAUUUACCAUCGCUCUUCCUAAUUGUUUGAUCAAUUCGUGUUUCUAGUAGGCGUACCGAAUGAUCGGUGUAAACUAAGCCAUUGACACACGUCCAACUGGCAAUCGAUCUCGGGCCUCUUAAGGCGGUAUCAAAGUGGCAUCCGAGGUAAUCAAUUGUUCAUGAAAUUUCACCUAAUUCGACGUACCGAAUUACUCGAGAUUUUAUUCCGCUAACCCGGAGACCCUAAAGAAGGCCCCGACAGUCAUGAGAUUUCAUGUUUGAUAAAAAAAAAGAAAGUAAAUAAAUAAAAUGUCUAUAAACCGAUUUGUAAAAAAUGAAAUUUCAUUUAUGUUAAAACCUUCCUUAGGGCCUCCACGGUCGGGUAAAACGUCAAACGUUUCGGUACACCCAGCUUGUAGAAGAGGUUCAUUAAUGAGACCUCUGGACAUCGUUUUCAUAUCGCCUUAUGAUAAAGGAAUAUGAAAAUGGUAUCCGAAGGUGUUUUUGUUUACGGGGCUUUUCUUCAAACCGAGGGUACCGAAAAUCGUUUUAAAUUUCACCACGUGAAUAUGGAGGCUCGGAGAAAGGUUCUGACACCCAUGAGACUUCAUUCCUUUUGAAUUUGUGUUAAUAAGCAUUUAAACAUUUUUUUUUUUUGUUAUCAAAUCUGAAAUUUCAAGGGUGUCGGGACCUUCCUCCGCGCCUCCACCCUCACGUGGCGAGAUGUCAGACAAUACGGUACACCCGGUUUGCAUAAAUAUGUUUCAUAAAUGAUUUAACGUCCUCGGAUGCGACUUUCGUGUCGCCUUAACAUGGAAGUGAGGAAAAGCGGGAAAUGUACGGCGAGGAAGGUCCUUUUAAAUAUAUGCCGUAACGCGUUUUCACGAUCGGUACCGCUUCAAGCCGUCGCCAUCCACGUGCCUUUCGGUUUCUCCUUUCCAUUGAUCAGUAAGAGAGAGAGAAAAAGAAAAAAGAAGAAAGGUAAAUCCCUCUUCGUGAACGUCGACGAGGAGAGACCCGAAACGGAAGACCGAGGGAAAUUGAAAUGCAUAACAUAAAUAGGCAGGCACGGAUUAACGAAAGGAAAUCAACAUCUUGUACCUCUUCUGUAUAAUAGUUACAUUAUACACGGAAAUUAAUUACUAAGCGAAGUUUAAUUGUAUUAACGUGUAAUUACUAAAUAUCGUCGUAAUUGUAGGUUUUUUUUUGGUGUAAAAAAAAUUGACCUAACUCGUAAGACUUAAGGCGUAAUGCGUAUAAUGUAUUCAGCGAAAAAGAGCGGUACGACGUGGGUUGGUCGUAUUUAAGUCAAGUGUGCGGAUCGAGCGUUCGAGUUAGAGUAUAAUAAGCGUUAGGGUUCACGAGGUCGAGGUGCGGAGGUCUCGAUAUAUCUGCAUCGAUAUAUCGGCCCGAUCUGCCGGUCGGUCCGCGCCUCGAUGUGUGGAGAAACUUGUGUAUUUUGAAUAUAAAUUAAUUAACGCUGGCCUAAGGUAUAUGUCGUAUGGAAGCCAAAAGGGGCGAGGAGAGACUAAAGAACUAAUACCAUUACCGGACACUGUCAGCGGUUUCGGACACGUGAGACACCCGCUAUUAAACGCGAUAUGGACAUUUUAUGAUUACACGAAA